Vombatus ursinus (common wombat) is the source of this 1556-nucleotide messenger RNA. It is a transcript of the gene PLPP5, whose product is annotated as phospholipid phosphatase 5. Gene Ontology annotation, biological process: phospholipid metabolic process. NCBI's taxonomy places the organism in Eukaryota, Metazoa, Chordata, Mammalia, Diprotodontia, Vombatidae. The transcript has 7 exons. The coding region runs from base 7 to 804 and encodes 265 amino acids. Gene Ontology annotation, molecular function: phosphatidate phosphatase activity. The record is from RefSeq and is a predicted model, not a curated record.
AAGGUGAUGGCGGCGGCGGCGGCGGCGGCGGCUCUGGGGGCCGAGGUUGGCGUGAGGAUCGCGCUCUUUACCGCCUUUGUGGUGAUGGAGCUUCUCCCGCCCUUCCAGAGGCUCAUCCAACCCGAAGAGAUGUGGCUGUACCGCAACCCCUACGUGGAGAACGACCACUUCCCUACCAAGCCUCUGUUUUUGAUUGUGUUUCUGUGUCCCCUCUCUCUGAUCCUUCUGGUUAAAUGUCUUAAGAAAGCAGAUGGAGCAGACACCAAGCAGGCGUGCCUGGCUGCCAGCCUCGCCCUUGCUUUAAAUGGAGUCUUCACCAAUACAAUAAAGCUGAUAGUGGGAAGGCCUCGCCCUGAUUUCUUCUAUCGUUGCUUCCCAGAUGGACAAGCCAAUUCUGAACUGAUCUGCACAGGGGAUGAGGAGGUGGUCACUGAGGGCCGAAAGAGCUUCCCCAGUGGGCAUUCUUCUUUUGCAUUUGCUGGACUGGCCUUCACCUCCUUCUACCUAGCAGGGAAGUUACACUGCUUUACUCCACAAGGCCGUGGAAAAUCCUGGCGGCUCUGUGCCUUCCUAUCACCUCUCCUCUUUGCAGCUAUCAUUGCUCUAUCCCGAACCUGUGAUUACAAACACCAUUGGCAAGACGUGCUGGUUGGGUCCAUGAUUGGCCUGAGUUUUGCCUACCUCUGCUACAGGCAGUAUUAUCCGUCCCUGACUGAUGCUGAAUGCCAUAAGCCAUUCCACUGCAAACAUAUACUUCCUACCACACAGAAGUUUAUUGUUCCCCAUUAUAGACUUGAUGUUUAGCAACUUAACCCACCUACCUCAGAAAAGAACAGUGAGAGCAUCCCCUCCUGUCUUUGAUCUAUCCCACUCAGAAGACAUGGGUUUCAGGCCCUUCUUUUUACCUCUUAAAUGCCACAAGUGUAGACAUGGGCAAAACUGAACUCUGUCUUCCUACCUGGAUACAUCCAUAACAGUUCUUUUCUACUACUGUAUCAUGACAAUAUGUUGUUGGGGGAGGCCUUUUGAAAAAUAGAAGAAUCAAGUUCAUUGUGAUAAAGGUGUUUUUGCUUAAUUGUCUCAGACAAUUGAUCACGGCCUUAAGGUUACUGCAGGAUAUCAAGAUGAUGGCAGUCCAGGCUUUAGGGGCCUGUGGACCGGCUUGGGUGGCCACUGACUCCUUGGCAAUGGGAGGAGGUAUCCUUUCUGAUGAGGAGGCUACUACUGGCUCGGAGAGAGAGAUUAUGAUGGCUGCAAGGAAUGAUUUGGAUCCUUACAAUAUGCUAGUCCCAAAGGCAGCUCCAGGGACUAACGAGGAACCCAGCCUGGUCCCUUCCAUCACUGACAGGUGAUUAGCGGGAUUGUUAUCUGUAAAGAGGACAGCAGUGCAGUCAUCUGGUUCUAGCUUCACAAAGGCGAGAUAAAGCAUUGCCCUAACUGUGGAAUCCAUUGCAAGCUGGUACCCCACCAGUUGAGCCACUGAACCCUUGGGUUGGUUUAUUUGAGAUGUGUCACAAUGUUUUCUUCCCUCCAAUAAAAGACUAGCCUUUCUCUGA